UUAAAACAAAAGUCACUUCUAAAAUCCCUAAGCAGCCCGUGCCCUCUUCCUCUUCCCUUUUUUUCCCAAUCCACCUCCGGUCCUCCACACGGCUCCACCCAAUUCCAGAAUCAGAGGUUAGAGCAGUGCUUCUACCGUUCUACGUCUUCUACCUUUGAAUUUCAAAGGGUUUGGACAUACAUGGCCGAAUCUAUAUAAACGAACAAGGGAUUAACGCACAGUAUAGUGGGCCCUCAAAACAUUCUUUUGCAUAUGUUGAAUGGUUAAAAGAAGAUGACAGAUUUUCAGAUAUACUAGUUCAGACAUCUCCUGCGUUUAACGGGCAUGCCUUUCCCAAACUGAAGCUGCGAUAUAAGCCUUCACUUGUACAAGCAAUCGACCAAAGGGUCAGCGUUGGCGCGGGGAGUGCGUGGUGAGUUUUGGAGGUAAAAAGCCAACAAUUUUCAACAUGCCUCGUUACAAAGAAGAUCCGCCAGCAGUUCGCGUCUAUACAGUCUCUGAUUUAAUCCAGGUCAAUCCUAUCCUUGUUUACUUACCAAUUGUUUCCAGUUGAAGAAUUCAAGUUCAUUUUAUUUCACCAACAAAUCAUCAAAAAGUCUUACAAUUGAAACUGUUGAAGCUAAAAUCUAUCUUGCCACAAACACAACCAAAAAUGAAAUUGAAUUGUUGGUUGACAGAUAUUUGAUUGUGAGGAACGUUCCCGCUUUGGGAUGUGGCGAUGAUUUGCUGAAACUCUUUGCUAAUUACGGAGACGUUGAAGAGUAAAUGUAAACCAAUGGAUGCAGAAGAUUGUGAGCAAUUUACUGAUGUUUAUUGGAUCAAAUUUCGACUCAUUAGCAAUGCCAGGUUUGCGAAGAGAAAAUUGGACGAGUUUGUGUUCUUGGGGAAUCAUUUGCUGGUCUCAUAUGCUCCUCAAUUUGAAAGCCUUGAUGACACCAAAGAUAAGUUAGAAGGCAGAAGGAAAGAAAUCCUUGCAAGACUGAAUUCUCAAAGAUCUAAAGGGCAUCCAGUUCAUCGCGUGCUCUCUUCCAAUGAGGCUCCAUCACUUCCUGCUUCAUCUCAUCAUAUUCCUAACCAGAUUAAUAAUCGACUGAGGGAUGUUGGGGAUGCAGAGUUCAGGUCUCACAGUAAUAAUGCUCGAAUAACAAGAGUGUCAUCUGACAAGGACUACUUCCCUUCCCGGUCGAUGAAUCAGACGGUUAAAACGGUUAGGGACAAACUCAAUAAGAUUCAAUCAAGCACUGAACAUUUGCAAGCCGGACCUACACCCAAGAAAACACGAGUGGACAAUAGAAGAAGAAUCUGAUCAACCUUACAAGUUAGUCUUUCUAGUUUUUGUUAAAUUCGCUCUAAUGAAAUAGAGAAGGAAUGGAAUGGUAUUCGGUGGGAAUUGAAUAGAGAUAUCAUGCAAUUUGGUUGGGUGGAAUGUAAUAGAUGAGGAAUAGAGUAAUACAAUGUUUGGGUUACAGAAUAUGCAAAGAAUAAACAAAAAUGUCAAUUUUACCCUUUAUUAUAAAAUCAUAUUUUUAUUUUA
Messenger RNA from Gossypium raimondii (Peruvian cotton), 1534 nucleotides. RefSeq lists its product as uncharacterized. Gene Ontology annotation, cellular component: nucleoplasm. The transcript is spliced from 10 exons. NCBI's taxonomy places the organism in Eukaryota, Viridiplantae, Streptophyta, Magnoliopsida, Malvales, Malvaceae. The record is from RefSeq and is a predicted model, not a curated record. Bases 776 to 1306 code for a protein of 176 amino acids.